Cucumis sativus (cucumber) is the source of this 1902-nucleotide messenger RNA. RefSeq lists its product as uncharacterized. Gene Ontology annotation, molecular function: zinc ion binding. The transcript has 2 exons. The record is from RefSeq and is a predicted model, not a curated record. Bases 1 to 1902 code for a protein of 633 amino acids. NCBI's taxonomy places the organism in Eukaryota, Viridiplantae, Streptophyta, Magnoliopsida, Cucurbitales, Cucurbitaceae.
AUGUCGUUGCGACCUGAAGAUUUAGUUAUUCUUGAACCUGGUAAUGAUGGAGAUAGUGAUAUAGAUGUAGAAGUCGAUGAACUAUUUGAUAGAAAUGUAUCUGUUGACACAUCUUGUUUAAUACAGAAGGGAAUGAUAUUUGACUCUAAGGAAGAUCUUAUGUUGGCUGUUAAGAGGUAUUGUGUGACACAACACUAUGAAAUUGUUGUAGUCGAAUCAAACCAACAUUUGUGGAAUAUUCGAUGCAAACAGUGGACUAAUGGCUGCAACUGGAGGUUACGUGGUACGAAGCGUAAGAGCCACGGAUUGUUUGAGAUAACUAAGCUCCAAGGAGAGCACUCGUGUCUGUACUCAAAUCUAACACAAGAUCACUCACAGUUAGAUUCAAAUUUCAUGAGUGUUCAAAUUCAAAACAUGGUGAAAGCCGAUCCUACUAUUACUGUGUCUGUGCUUAUGGAAAUCAUAAAACAACAAUACGGUUACGGUGUUAAGUAUGGACAAGUUUGGCAAGCGAAGAAAAAAGCUUUGAUAACAGUUUUUGGUGAUUGGGAGAAAUCAUAUAAUGAGCUUCCAUACUGGUUGAGUGCUGUUGUACAUUAUAAUCCGGGAACUCGAGUUGAUUGGUUUUUUCUUCCAUCCGAUGUACCAGGUACAACCAUUUUUGGAAGGGUUUUCUGGUCAUUUGGUCCUGCAAUAGAAGGGUUCAAGCAUUGUAGACCAUUAAUUCAGAUCGACGGAACCCAUUUGUAUGGAAAGUAUAAGGGAAAAAUGUUAACUGCCUUAUCGAUUGAUGCAAAUGGUCAUAUAUUUCCUCUUGCAUUUGCUAUAGUGGAAGGGGAAAACACGUCUAGUUGGUCAUGGUUUCUUCGUGCACUUCGCGAAUACGUUACUGAUCGAUAUGGUAUUUGCUUGAUCUCUGACAGACAUAGGGACAUUCUUUCUGCCAUUAACAAUGAAGAGGUAGGUUGGAGUGAACCUCGAGCUGUCCAUCGAUAUUGUCUUCGUCAUGUUGCUAGCAACUUCAAUCAGAAAUAUAAAUCAAAGCAACUGAAAGACUUGGUGUUUAGGGCAGGUAAUCAACACCAAAGGCGCAAAUUUAUAAAAAUAAUGAAAGAACUACAACGAUUGAACCCAGAGUGUCUUGAGUUUUUUGAAGAUAUUGACGUGGAAAAAUGGACUCAGUCACAUGACAAUGGGUCUCGAUAUGGGUGGAUGACAAGCAAUGCAGCUGAAUGUAUGAACGGUGUAUUUAAAGGAGCUCGAAUGUUACCCAUCACUUCUUUGGUUAGACUAACAUUUUAUCGCACAAUCCUUUAUUUCGAACGUCGGCGAGCUGAGAUAAGUGAAGCACUCGAUCGUGGUGAUAUUUAUACGAAAUAUGCGAUAAGAAAGCUUAAGAAGUGGGAAAAACGAGCUUCUGCACAUUCAGUGACAUCCAUUGAUAGAGAAACCCAGACAUUUGAGGUUCACACGGGUAUGAGUAUGACUUCUCCAUACAAAGGCCAACACACACAGGUAGUAAGUUUGAUGGAAGGGACAUGUUCUUGCAAUAAGUGGCAGUCGUUUAAGAUUCCGUGUUCGCAUGUAAUUGCAAUUUGUAAUUACAUGCACUUGACAUACGUACCAUACAUUGAUGAAUGCUACUUGUUGUCGACAUUCAAACGUUGUUAUGACGGUCGCUUCCAUCCAAUCCAACACUCAGAUUAUUGGCCAGAGAUAUCAUUCACUGAAGUUCGCCCCAAUGCGGACUUACUUAAAGGACCCGGUCGACCAAGAACUACAAGGAUCCAAAAUGAAAUGGAUUGGAAAGAGUCUAGUCAAUCAAUUAGAUGCACGAUCUGUAAAGUAGAAGGACAUAACAGACGUACUUGUCCUGAACGUGCUUCUUCUUCAAGACACUGA